Messenger RNA from Phanerochaete carnosa HHB-10118-sp, 2634 nucleotides. RefSeq lists its product as uncharacterized. Gene Ontology annotation, cellular component: endoplasmic reticulum. NCBI's taxonomy places the organism in Eukaryota, Fungi, Basidiomycota, Agaricomycetes, Polyporales, Phanerochaetaceae. The transcript has 11 exons. The coding region runs from base 56 to 1273 and encodes 405 amino acids. Gene Ontology annotation, biological process: transmembrane transport. The record is from RefSeq and is a predicted model, not a curated record.
CCAGCCCGUAGUAUACCCCGCCUGGACAGCCGUCUAGUCAUCGCAUCGGCACAGUAUGUUGACGUGGACACUCGCAUCAUUCAUCUUGCAUGGCGUGUUGCAGCUCGCUCUCGUACCGGAGGUCGUGACCGCGACCUCCAUCCUGCCACACUCGAGGAGGGAAAAUGCGAAAAUUGCACCGAAAGUCUUCCUUAUCGACAUGUUCGACGACGAAGGCGACUCGUGGUAUGGCAUCCCUCAGUUCAACGUUCUAGAGAACAACAUCACUAUUCCGGGCUUCUCGCCGCUCUUCCCCCAGGCUCACUGUACAGGGGAUGGAUCGAUAUGCCAGCUCACUACAGGAGAAGCCGAGAUCAACGCUGCCUCGACGAUCGCCGCACUAGUCCACUCCCCCGUUUUCGACCUCACGCAAACCUACUUCAUGAUCGCCGGUAUUGCAGGAAUCAGCCCUAAGCUCGGCACUCUGGGUAGCGUUACCUUCGCGCGGUUCGGCGUGCAGGUCGCGUUGCAGUUCGAGUUCGAUGCCCGCGAGAAGCCCGCCAACUUCUCCACAGGCUAUGUCCCGCAAGGUUCCUUUUCGCCGGAUGAGUUCCCUCAGGAGCUCUAUGGCACGGAGGUCUUCGAAGUGAACGAAAACCUCCGCCAGCUUGCCAUCUCGAUGGCAAAGACGGGCAAGCUUUUCGACGACGCCCAGUCGCAGCAGUAUCGCGCCAACUACGCCAGCAACCCUGCCUUCGCUGCUGGCGCUGCACCUCCGUCCGUCGUAGCCUGCGACACGGCGACUUCCGAUGUCUUCUGGACCGGCGACCUGCUUGCCUCAGCCUUCGAAAACACCACGAAGCUCUUCACGAAUGGGACGGCGACGUACUGUACUACGCAGCAAGAGGACAAUGGGACGCUCGAAGCGCUCAUGCGUGGUGCCAUCACAGGGCUCGUCGACUUUUCCCGCAUCAUCAUUAUGCGCACUGCCUCCGACUUCGACAGGCCGUUCGACGGAGAGAGUGCGGCCACGAACCUCUUCCUCAUGUCGCCUGGUUUUGACAUCUCGAUUCAAAACAUCCCCGCCGCAGGCGUCCCCAUCGUGACAGGUAUCGUCUCCAAGUGGGAGUCGACGUUUGAGAAGGGCAUCAAGCCGAACAACUACAUUGGCGAUAUCUUUGGGUCGUUGGGCGGUACCCCGGACUUUGGGCCCGGUAACAUUUUUGGCGGGAAGGCUCCUACAAAACGCUCCUUACAUCGCCGAGGUGUUCGCUCAAUGAUUCGUAGCAUUUGAGCUAUCGCUGUACUCCCGCCUUCUAUCGCCCUACGAAUCUAGUCGGACUGUCACAACUUGUUUUGUCGUUACUAUCGUUCGGACUGAUUCGUACCCAGACAUUUGAUGGAGGGGGAUGUUGUGUACUACUCUUUGAAGUUUCGUCGCUACUUCUUGGUUAGGCUGGUUGCUGGUACACUAUAUUACACCGAGAAGCACAACCACAAAGCCUCAAACAUCGUAGGACAGGGACCGCUGAGCUCCGAGGAUUUUCGUACUCUUGUUCUCGGUAUUCGUCUCUUGCGAACUCCCUGAGUUCAUCACUCGCGCCAUCUCGUGAAGAUUGAUGGCGGUCGCUGAUACAGGUUUGAGCUCCGUCACGGUGGGAGCGGUGGAAGCAUAUGUCGCUUGACUGGCUCCCUGCGCGGACUUGAAGACCAGGACGCUGUUUGACGAGCCUGUUUCAUUGAUCGAGUUGAGAACGGAAUAUUUAGAGUUGACGAGGAUGACGACCACAGUCGGAUAUAUGCCCACAAUGAGACUGGUGAUGUACUGGUAGACGGUAAAAGCGAAUGUAAGCCCUUCGUUCCGGUUGAUGCUAGCGUUGACCGAGUCAAGGCUCAUGAUCACUUGUACCAGGAAAAAUAGCAUGUAGAGAACGCCCGACUCAAUGAGGAUGAACAUAACUCCCUGCGUUCGUGUCUGCGGCGACGACUUGCCAAAGGCACCCAUGUGCGUACGCUUGUAUAUCCAAGUCUUGUACGCAAUAAGUAUAGUCGCGACGGCGGUUGUUGCCAGUGUCAUAGAGUAAGACGCAGUUUGAAUGUUGCGACAGAAAGCCGGGUGCUGAUAGGUGCCUAACUGAAUGUCGGCUCCCAGCCGAGCGGCGCAAAAGGUCAGCAUGAUUGAAGUAGAGAGUGAUCCUGCAAGGACGGCGAGAGGAAUGAGUAGGACAAAUCUCUCUUGGCGGUCCGACCAGAACGCGUAGACACGCCAGAUAAUGAUUCCGUCGCCGAUAAUAGUCAUAUAAGCAUAAAGCACAUCUUCUACGGACGAGAGACGAAGGAUGUUGGAUAUGGCCGCGGAAUAAAUGUCGUCGAGCGAAUCGGUGGAAGUUGAAAGGAGCGUCAUCUUGAUCUCUGUAAUGACAUUGUGUAUAUCUAUCAUCCAGAGGGCGAGUGCAAAGCUAUACAUGAUAAAGACCGCCAAGCUUGUCAAGAGAGACACCCUGGUACGGCCAUUCCUCAGAAGAUGCUGGCCUGUCUUGAAGACAAGCACAGAGUAUAUGGCUAUAGUGAACGUUUCGACCGUCACGGAAACGAAUGACUGGAUUAAAUCAUGGCCAAUACUUUGCCAUACGGCUGCAUCGUCGCUAGAAGACA